This is a messenger RNA of Penaeus chinensis, 2254 nucleotides long. Its product is annotated as leucine carboxyl methyltransferase 1-like. Gene Ontology annotation, biological process: C-terminal protein methylation. Gene Ontology annotation, molecular function: protein C-terminal leucine carboxyl O-methyltransferase activity. NCBI's taxonomy places the organism in Eukaryota, Metazoa, Arthropoda, Malacostraca, Decapoda, Penaeidae. The transcript is spliced from 5 exons. Bases 258 to 1196 code for a protein of 312 amino acids. The record is from RefSeq and is a predicted model, not a curated record. Gene Ontology annotation, cellular component: cytosol.
UCGUCUGCUGCAAUGUUUACAAACUUCUUGACGGAUUUCUGGACAACACAUUCUGCCUUUGGGACACACUCUAGUCCACAGACACUAUUCCAUUUACACAUACUUUAUAAUCAAGAAACAAUUUAUAAGAAGGAAAUACUUCCAGAGGGGGAGGCAUUCCGUAAUUCAGAGGCUCUCCCCAACCCCGAGACAUUUUACUGAAGUUGAAAACAUUCUAUACUUCGGGGCAUUUCCUAACGCUGUUGCACCCAGCUAACAUGGACAGUGUGGGAAAUGAUGAAGCUGUCAUAGCCACUAAUGACGACGCAAGUUCUUGCAAGAGGUGUGCAGUGGCUAUGGGAUAUUGGCGAGACAGAUACAUUAGCUAUUUUGUGAGAUCUACAGAUCGCAAGGCGCCGGAGAUUAAUCGUGGUUACUUUGCGCGAUGUGUGGCAAUCAAGCUGCUUGUUGAUAAAUUUGUUGAGGUAACUCACGGCAACUGUCAGAUUGUGAAUAUUGGAGCAGGGUUUGAUACACUUUAUUGGAGACUGUAUGAUGAAGGAAAAAAUGUAAAGGGAUUUGUUGAACUCGAUUUCCCUGGAGUCACAUCACGGAAGUGCCUGUACAUUCAGAGAACAAAACCCCUACUGCAGGCCAUUAGUGAAGAAGAUUAUGAUGUCAAGCUUAAUAGGAACAACCUUCAUGCGCACACCUACAAGCUGACAGGAGUCGACCUCAGAAACAUCACAGAGGUGGAAGCCAAGAUUAAGGAAUCAGACUUGGAUUACUCACUCCCUACCCUCUUCUUGGCUGAGUGUGUCCUGGUGUAUAUGAACACCAGCAAGUCUUCACAGCUCUUACAGUGGAUUGCAGAAAAGUUUAAGUCUGCUUUCUUUAUAAAUUAUGAAAUGGUCAAUCUUGGUGAUAGAUUUGGAGAAGUUAUGGUGAGCAACUUGCGAAGCCGAGGUUGUGACCUGGCAGGGGCUCAAGCAUGCCAAAGCACAGAAACACAGAGGCAAAGAUUUCUAGAUGUUGGAUGGGCUGGAGCAGACUCUUAUGACAUGAUCAACAUAUGGGCACGACUCCCUCCUGAGGAAAUAGCUCGUGUAAUGCAGAUUGAGUUGCUAGAUGAACAGGAACUUCUUCAGCAACUGUUCACACAUUAUGCCAUCACCACUGCCUGGACUGACCACCGAUGGUCAGACAUUCAGCUGUAGUUUUUACUAAUAAUCCACUAUUCCUAAAAGAUAUUAGGAAAAAAGCUGUUAUGGUAAAGGUAUAAUAUGUCAAUAAGGUUUUCAAAUAAGCAUAACCAGACUGGCACUGAAUAUCCAUGCUAGUAACACCAAGAAGUGAUUUUAAUUACAAAAUAGUUAUGUAAUUACUAUUAAUAAAAGUUCUGAGUAAGGACCAGGUCUUUUCCCUCAAAUAUUAUCAUGUCAUAAACCAAGCUUUAGACCUCUGAGGUUAGUCAUUAAUCAAAAAGAAAUCUGGGCAUUAUGGUGAUAAAAUUAAAUUAAAUAAGCAGAAUUAUUUUGACAUUUAAUCCUGUUACUGCUCAACUGGACUGGCAAGGUGUGCGUAUGUAUACCCUUUGUUAUAAGAUGAGAAUAACUUAUAUUGUAUGAUUAGGUUCAUUACAGAUGAUUAGUAAAUACUAUCAUGUGAUUUCUAGACUGCCAGCAUAAGAUGUGAAAAUUAUGAUUAAGCUUAAGCAUUAUAUGCAUACCAGUUGAUGUGUUGGGUAGUAGAAUGGUUAUUGGAAACCUAACAAAAUAUCUUAUUCAGUUAGUCUUUGAGAUAUAAACUUCAUAUAAGCUGCAGCUCUUUCUCUGACAGAGUUUCAGUAUUAGUUGAAAAAUUGAUUAUUAGCAGCAAUAGCAACAAAUGUUCUUGUUACAUUAUUAUACAUAUAUUUAUUCACCAUAUAUAUUCUUUAUAUAUAUUUAUAUAAAAAUACACACACCUAUAUACAUACAUAGGUAUAUAUUUAAGAAGCUUACUUUGGAAGGUAAACAGUUAGUCUUCCGCUGGUUCCUGUAUCCCUUGUAUAGAAAGAAAUGUCAUUGAACCCAUCCUUGUCAGCUCAGAAGGGACGAUAUUUACUACUAGAUGAUGUGCUCAUUUUCUUUGCCUUUUGUUUUGUUUUAGGUGGAUAAUGGAUGUUCCAGUAUGUAUUCCCUUUGGUGUUGUGUAAUGUUUGUUGCAGAAAUAUCAUGUGUAUGUUGAAAUAGGGUAGUGUGACAAUAAUAUUUAAUGUUAAUGUAAUAUUUUA